CGCGGGUUCCGAUUCGAAAGCAUGCGCAGAGCGAAGUGUUUCCGUCCAUAGUGACUUCGAACAUUGCUUGGCUGACUUUGGUUGAGUGUAGAAUUCAAGUGUCUCAAGCAGCCACUUCACAGGAGUGGCGCGAGAAGACAAGAGGCGAAGAAAACGGAAUGCUCGCUAACUCUGCAACACCAUUCUCCGUCAAAGACAUCCUUAACCUCACAGACCAAGUGGUUGAUGGGUUCGAUCCUCAAGCGCUACUCUAUCAAGCGCAAGGACUGUUAGACGAAACGAGUCUUGCUCCAGAUCACUGCUCAGGUCUCGAUUCCUCGCUGGAAUUUGACGGCUUCUGCGCCUUUCAAGAUGCGUCAGCCGGACAGGCUGUGGGUUUUCAGCACAACCACGGCCAGAAUCUGUCAUAUUUGUCCAUUUCGUACCAACCAGGACGGUACGAGCCUUCGCCUCCGGGGAAUUGCAGUGACGGCUUUGCAGUGUCAGCCAGUAGGCAAGGCGAUGUCACAGUUGCGUUUCACUGUCAGCAACAGCAACAACAACAACAGCACUCCAUCUCCUCUACUUUUAGUAUUACAGAACACAGUUCUGCUCAUGGAUUUGGAAAGAAAGUGUCGCAUACAAAGGACAACCUGAAGCAGAGGAACCGGAAAAAACCGCGCGUGCUUUUUUCUCAGUCUCAAGUGUAUGAACUUGAGAGACGGUUCAAGGAGCAGAAAUAUCUGUCUGCGUCUGAAAGGGAUCAUCUGGCCAGCGCAUUGAAGCUUACUUCAACUCAAGUCAAGAUCUGGUUUCAAAACCGUCGCUACAAGUGCAAGCGCCAGAGACAGGACAAGUCCCUUGAACUAGUAACGUCCAACCCUCGAAGAGUGGCAGUGCCUGUGCUUGUGCGCGACGGGAAGCCAGCUAGUACUUUUCCAACAUCAGCAUCUUACCCAUACUAUGGAGGACUACAUAGUGGACUUACGGGAGCACGCCCACAACCAGAUCCUUCCUCCAGCGCCUUAGUGCAGCAAGUGUACUCUCCUUUCCUUGCAUCACCUACAGGUCCCAUGAAGUCGUGGUGAUGAACUCGUUACGUGAACACUGUAAGCCUGCAGCAGAACCUAUGUUGCGUGGACUAAUCCCGGUAGGCUUCACUGACGCCUCCAAGGUAUGGACGAUGAUUUGGACAGGCGCUGUGGCAAGAACGGUAAAACUGUCGGCCUGAGGAAACACGGUGACGUACAAUUAGCCACAAAUAGCAAGGUAGCAUCCAGUACUGUGGUACCCCAUUGGCAACGAAAGGUAACAAGGCAAUGGUAUGUAGAAAACACAGUAUGAAUGUAGCGAGGAAUAAAGGAAGAGUGUAUGGCUUUCAA
This is a messenger RNA of Ornithodoros turicata, 1361 nucleotides long. Its product is annotated as homeobox protein Nkx-2.3-like. The record is from RefSeq and is a predicted model, not a curated record. Gene Ontology annotation, cellular component: nucleus. Gene Ontology annotation, molecular function: RNA polymerase II cis-regulatory region sequence-specific DNA binding; DNA-binding transcription factor activity, RNA polymerase II-specific. Gene Ontology annotation, biological process: regulation of transcription by RNA polymerase II; cell differentiation. The transcript is spliced from 3 exons. Lineage: Eukaryota; Metazoa; Arthropoda; Arachnida; Ixodida; Argasidae. The coding region runs from base 159 to 1067 and encodes 302 amino acids.